AUGAGUAAUGCGCCUCUUGACCUAUUCUUUUGCAGCUGCGACUUCCCUGACGACGACAAAAAAACUCUACAACUCUUCCGCCAAUUACAGAGCCACAGCAGGAAAUCCAGCUUCUCAGUCCUCGCCAGUUUCCUUUCCGAAUGCGCGGUAGUGUUGAGAGCCGAGGUGGCGGCAUUACCACGGUCCUAUCGGCACAGUUCACCAGAUUUCCAAUCCCUACUCAACCUCGCUACGCCAAUUUUAGGCGAUGCCGAGUAUGAAGAUGAGCCGCUCCACGUGCCGCUGCGGGGUGCCCUCCUUUGUGCCCUACAAAUUGCUCUACUCAUUGGCAAUUUCGAAGCCGAAAAAGUCGAAUAUGAUUUGCCCCGACGGAAUACAGUGGUCGCGGGUAUACGUGUCGGCAUGUUUGCUGCUGUUGCCAUCGCCACAUCAUCGUCCAUUAUUGAUCUGGCUAGUAUCGGUCCAGAAUCUGUGCGCAUGGCCUUUCGACUCCAAAUCCAUGUCGAUCAAAUCUCGCGCCUAAUCGAAUCGCCGCCAAGCACUCAGGGCAAACUUCAGAAUUGGGCUUACACACUCACUCAAACUUCCGAAGCCGAUAUACUGGAAGAGAUCAGUAGAUUCAACAAAUUGAGGGCAUGUUCCGAACUCACGAAGAUUCGGAUAUGUCACGUCGACCAGAACUCAGUCGGCGUGACUGGCCCGGAAUCACGUGUUAAGGCGUUUUUGAAAUCAUGUUCUCUCUGUCCCUCAUCUUGCUUACCACUCCCUAACUAUGGAGGCCUUUGCCAUGCCACCGAGGUAUAUGGAGAUGAGGAUGUCGAGUCUAUUAUUGGGGCUAUACAAAAGCAGCGGUGUAUUAGCCGUCCAGUAUACAUUUCCCUUUUAUCUCCUUCCACAGGUGAACCAUUCCCUGCCGAAAACGCCAUGUCUCUCUUUGCCCUAGUCUGCAAGGAAAUUUUGACUGAACCAUAUUAUCAGUGUCGUCUUGUCAAAGGAUUUUCUGACCAGGUUUCGAUCUCAAGUACCAUGGAAGAGUGUAGAUUUUUCUGUUAUGGUACAUCCAUCGUCCACAACAUACUUCAAUCACCUUCUACGCCCCUUUCGAAUCACAAAAAGAUCGUUCCCCACAACCUCGUGGAGUGGACUAGCCGAGAACUGAAAAGUGAAACCUCUUAUUCUGAUUACUCUAAAUCUAAACUUGUCGUCGUGGGUAUGUCUUGUCGUAUGCCAGGCGGAGCAAACGACACCGAACUAUUAUUUCAGCUGCUUACCGAUGGGCGUGAUGUCCAUACCAAGAUUCCUGCUGAUCGGUUUGAUGUUGAGACUCACUAUGAUCCUACCGGGAAUAAAGCCAAUGCUAGUGAAACACCCUUUGGCAAUUUUAUUGAUAAUCCAGGAUUCUUUGAUGCUGGAUUUUUUAAUAUUUCUCCACGAGAGGCCGAGCAGACGGACCCUAUGCAUCGACUCGCGCUUGUCACAGCAUACGAAGCCCUCGAAAUGGCAGGAUUUACACCUAAUCGGACUCAGUCAACUAAUCUUAGACGUGUUGGAACUUACUAUGGUGUUGCGAGUGAUGACUAUCGUGAGGCUAAUGCCGGCCAAAAUAUCGAUACGUACGCUACACCUGGAGGUGAACGUGCGUUUGCAAACGGUAGAAUUAAUUAUUUUUUCAAAUUCGGUGGGCCUAGCUUCAAUAUUGAUACCGCUUGUUCCAGCAGUGGAGCCGCAAUAAAUGCCGCCUGCUCUUCCCUCUGGUCUGGUGAGAUUGAUAUGGCCAUUGCAGGUGGUUUGAAUGUCAUGACAAAUCCGGAUAAUUACUGUAUGCUCUCUAAAGGCCACUUUCUAUCAAAAACAGGCCAAUGCAAAGUAUGGUCUAAGGAUGCCGACGGGUAUUGUCGAGCAGAUGGAAUUGGUAGUAUUGUCAUCAAGAGACUAGAAGAUGCUAUUGCGGAUAACGAUCGAAUUAUUGCAAUGAUAUGUGCUGCUGCAACGAAUCAUUCUGCCAAUGCAGUGUCUAUAACACAGCCACAUGUCGGCGCACAAAAGGAAAACUAUAAUAAAAUUUUGCAAGACGCCGGAGUUGAUCCUCUGGAUGUCAGUUAUGUAGAGCUCCACGGUACUGGAACUCAGGUCGGUGAUGGAGUCGAAUCCAAGUCCGUGGCCGAUGUUUUUGCACCCCUAGAAAUUCCCCGCCGAGCAGAUAACCCAUUAAAUCUAGGAGCUAUCAAAUCAAAUAUUGGUCAUGGUGAAGCUGCCGCAGGAGUUGCAUCGAUAAUCAAAGUUCUACUCGCGUUUGAAAAAAACCAAAUUCCGCGCAACAUUUUUGUCGCUAAAGAUAUCAAUCCAACUGUGGCAGCAAAUAUCCGCAAUCGAAAUGCACGUAUGGUUACUGAGAAUAUAUCUUGGCCUAGGAGAACUGAAAAGAAGCGUUAUGCUGUCGUAAAUUCUUUUGGAGCACACGGCGGAAACACAUCCUUUUUAUUUGAGGAAGCCCCUCUUAGACCCGAGAGUAUCCGUGAUCCGCGGAACGUCUUCGUUGUCGCAAUUUCUGCCAAAAGCAAAAAUUCUCUCCGUGGCAAUUUGACUUCCUUGCUCAGAUAUCUGGAGAAUACUUCUAAUGUCGAGUUGGGAGAUUUAUCAUAUACUUUAUGCGCUCGAAGAAUACACUAUCAAAACAGGGUCGCAACAUCUGCGACAACUAUUAUCCAGGUCCGAAAGUUCAUUGAGUCUGCUCUUGUACAAGUGGAUUCCUUACGACCUAUUCCUGUAGAAGUGCCGCCAAUUGCUUUUGCUUUUAGCGGACAAGGUGCGUUCUACGAGCGAAUCGGUCAGCAACUAUUUAAAUAUUUUCCAACUUUUAGAGAUGAGGUUCUAAGGCUUGAUCAUUUAUCACAGCAAAUCGGGUUCCCCUCUAUAAUUUCGGCACUGACUGGAUCCACAAACACACAAGUAUCAAGUCCACUCGUCGUGCAUCUCACUCUUGUUAUUGUAGGAAUAGCUUUGGCUAGGUUCUGGGAGCGACUAGGGGUCAAGCCCGACGUAGUUAUCGGUCAUAGUUUAGGCGAAUAUCCUGCUCUAGUAUCCGCAGGAGUCCUAUCUGCGGCCGAUGCUAUAUUUCUUGUUGGCAGACGUGCAGAGAUCCUACUCGAAACUUGCACACCUGGUACUCACUGUAUGCUUUCUAUACGUGCAAGUGUUGAGACAAUAGAAAGACUCACUGAUAAGCUUCCACAUGAGAUAGCUUGUCUUAAUAGUCCUGCUGACACCGUCAUUAGUGGCUCCCUGGAACAAAUUCAAAAAAUUCAAGAGCUAGUGGAACAAAGCGGUCUCAAAUGCAACCGCCUUGAUAUUCCUUUUGCUUUUCAUUCAUCCCAGCUAGAUCCCAUGCUGGAUCACUAUGAGAAGCUAGCAGGAAGUGUAACAUUCAAUCCACCUUCUAUACCAGUUAUAUCGCCGCUCCUUGGAGAAUGCGUCACUGAACACAAGAUAAUCAAUGCUAGGUAUAUGCGUCGGGCUACAAGAGAGCCUGUCAAUUUUCUAGGGGCCCUCUUGAAUGCCAAGAAAAUAGGGUUUAUAAAUGGAAGCGUCUCUUGGAUCGACGUUGGUCCACAUCCUGUGUGCACAUCAUUUCUUCAAUGUUGCGCCCCAGCCAACAAGAUUUUUUCAACCCUCCGUCGAAAUGAGGAGAAUUUUACGAACAUCUCCCGGACAUUAGUGGAACUACACCUCCAGGGCAUCCCAGUAUCAUGGAAUGAUUAUUUUGAGCCCUACGAAAAAUCGCAUUCCCUUUUGAAUCUCAGUGGUUAUAGCUGGAAUGCGAGAAAUCACUGGAUUCCGUACCGAGGUACAUGGGCACUCGACAAGGCACACAAGGAAAAGCCUCGACUCACUACGUUAUCAUCGCCUCCGUUGAAAUCUUCAUCUAUUCAUCGUAUCAUCUCGGAUACAUUCCAGGACACUGCACACCAGAUAGUUACAAUUUCUGAUUUAACACAUCCAGAACUGUGGCCAAUUGUCUCGUCACAUCGCGUCAAUAAAGAAGUAACGGCUACAUUGUCUUUACAGACAAUUUGGUCUGACAUGGCGUAUUCUAUAUCGAAGUACAUGUACCAGAGACUGAACCCAGAAAACACCACCACUUCAAUGAAUCUUGCAAACUUUGAAGUAUUUCACUCCGUAUCAGUCUCCGGAGGUACAAGUCGGCCUCGACUAAUACGAAUGGAAGCAACUUAUCGACCAAACCUUCAGACCACUAACAUACAAUGGUACCAUGCUUCCCUAGAUGAACAGCGAUCCUCGGAUAUCGUCAUUUCGGCAACAAUAUUUCACGAAGAUGUCUUGACAUGGCAAAGAGAGUGGCGCUCGGUCCAUCACUUCUUACAGGACCGAAUUGAGGUUCUGUCUCAAAAAGCGCUAAACUGCACUGCCAAUCGAAUUACAAAGAAUUUGGUCUACUCGAUGUUUAGAAAUAUUGUUGACUAUGAUGAGAUUUACAAGGGUAUUCAGAGUCUAGUCCUCGAUGGUUAUGAGGCACUGGCGGAGGUUACAUUACCGGAAAAACACGGUCACUGGCUUGCGCCACCGCACUUUGUUGAAAAUGUUCUCCAGGUAGCUGGGUUCGUGAUGAAUUGUGGCGAUGUCUUCGAUCAUCGAGAUACCUUCACUGUAUUCCCUGGCUGGAGUGAUCUACGCCUCCUGGGCGCUCUCAAACCGGGAGAAAAACUGCGCGCCUAUGUGCGACUGACCCCGGGAAAGGUUAGCCGGGAAUAUCUAGGUGAUGUGUUUAUUCUAAGAGCUGACGAAAUUAUUGGAAUGUGUUCUCAGAUGCGAUUCCGUCGGGUACCACGAAUGUUGAUGGAGACUUUCUUCACCGCAGAGGACGAUGAUAUUGUCGUAGGUUCGGCGCGCCGAAAUGAUGGUCGAGCCAUGACACCCUUUGGGAAAGGUGUCUCGCAUCCCAUUACGCCAGCCGAGUCGGAAAUUUCAGAAUCAUCUUACCUGGCAGUAGAUGGCGACAUUCUAGCUGCCAAGACGCUCGUCAAAGCUGUCGAGGCAAGCCAGGCCUCGAUUAGCGAGAGUACAGAGAUGAUUUGGGCUGAAUCUCUCCGAGUCAUUGCUCGAGAAUUAGAUAUAAAUGUCGAUGAGCUGAACGAUGACACAACGUUCGCUGAGCUCGGCGUUGACUCGCUGAUGUCUCUCAUUCUGGUACAGAAAUUUCUGAGCGACUUGUGUAUAAAACUACCAAGCUCCGUCUUUCUCGAGUAUCCAACAGUGAAGGCGUUUAAAGAAUAUUUGAAAGAUUCGUAA
This is a messenger RNA of Blumeria graminis f. sp. triticale, 5307 nucleotides long. The record is from the annotation of a GenBank genome assembly. NCBI's taxonomy places the organism in Eukaryota, Fungi, Ascomycota, Leotiomycetes, Helotiales, Erysiphaceae.